Metschnikowia bicuspidata var. bicuspidata NRRL YB-4993 is the source of this 588-nucleotide messenger RNA. RefSeq names its product Fig1p (gene FIG1). The record is from RefSeq and is a predicted model, not a curated record. Bases 1 to 588 code for a protein of 195 amino acids. NCBI's taxonomy places the organism in Eukaryota, Fungi, Ascomycota, Pichiomycetes, Serinales, Metschnikowiaceae. The transcript has a single exon. Gene Ontology annotation, cellular component: membrane; mating projection tip. Gene Ontology annotation, biological process: conjugation with cellular fusion.
AUGAAGUACAAUGAUACCGUCAUCGAAUCAGCCGCACUGAGCAAUAGCACCUCCAGUGUUUCGGAACUCACAAUCCGCGCCAACUACCUAACAUUGUGUGCGAGCGCGGCGGGCGACAUGGUAUGCACCACCAGCAAGAACACUACAGAUUUGGGAACUAUUAGCAGCACCGAUUCCAGCACAGAUGGCGUGAGUCUAGUUGUCAUUGCAUCCGCGUUAAGUCUGGUGUGUACGCCGUAUUUGUUGAUCACGGCUCUCGUAAUCGUGCUCUUGUUGACGAUUGUGGUUCUCUGGCAGUUAAUGCCUUUUGUUCCCGGCAAAGUCAUUGCACGCAAAAUCUGUGCGGCGGCCGCGCUUCUCGCCAGUCUUGUCUGGGGCCUAGGCGCUAUGCUCCAACACCAGGCUAUCGUCAGCGCCGAAGCAUUUGUCGAGGCUGCCACUCUGAAUUAUAUUUCUGUGGAGCGGGGCUCCAAGGCCGAGGCCCUUUCGUGGACAGCGUUUCUGUUUUUGGUAAUUACAUUUUUUGCCUUGCUGUUCCGAGUUUUUAGAGACCAUCGCCAACUGAUGGCGCUAGACGAGAAGUGUUGA